UCGAAUUCUAGUUUUCGUCAUCGAUAUGGUGAAAAAGAGAAAAUAUAGAAAACGCGAAAAUGGCGUCAUGUCGUCGUCAGUGUUGUGCUGUGUCGUGCUUUUGUAACUAAAUCUCCGUUUUGACAUCACACUAUUUUCAUCAUCAAAACUUAACAAAAUCAUCAAAUAAACAAAAAUAAAGAACAAAUCUACAGAACCUAGAGUUAAGCUAACUUCCUCAAAAAGCGUUGUUAGAUUUCCAUUCUAUGGAAAUUAACUCGAAGAACUCAAAAAUAAAAAUCAAGCCAACCAAACUCAUAAUUUCUCAAAAUUAAGUAGCAACUGCAACUGAAGCCAAAAAAAAACAAACAAACUUAAAGCAAAGCAAACAAAAAACACCUUAUUCAAACUUUAAAAGUUUAGUGUUAAUUUUUAUUUUUCAAAAAUUUAGUUUACUUUUUUUUAAGCGCAACAACAAAAGUGUCAUUAGAAAAAAAAUUAUCAUUUACGCGUAGUUCUCCAUUUUUCUGGAGCUCAGUGCUACAGAAUAAUUUAAAUAUUAAUACAAAAAAAUAUAAAACAAAAAUACUUAACCCCUCAUAAUCUCAAUACUCAAAAACUUAAAAAAAAAAAGAAAAACAAACAAAAUUUCACAGUGAUAAAAGUGUCGAAAACUAUAAAAGCCCUCUUUGCUGGUCAGCAACAAAAACAACACAAUUUCAAAACAUCUUUGACCAAAACCUUUAAAAUUCGUAGUCCAAAACUAUCCAAUCUUUAAAACAAAAAAGCAAAAGAAACAAAAAUACUAGUUACAAGUCACAAUCCAACAGCACACAUCUUUCGAAAAACUAAAAACAAAAAAUAAAUAUAUAGUAAUUUUAUUCAACCUCAAAUAUAUAUUAGAAAUAUAUUACAAAGCAACAACGGAUCAUUGUUAAUAAAAAAAAAGUGUUUAGUUUAAAAGUUUUUUGCUUUAAAAAAAAUUAAAAAUAUAUAUAAAUAAACAAUAAUAAUUGUAAAAUAAGAAAACAAUAAACAUUAGAUGCCAACGACGGAAAAUAAUAAAUUUGUAAAAUUUGGUUUUCUCUAAAACAAAACAAAACAAAAAAAACAUAAACGGUGAUUCUAAAAACAAAACGUCUAAGGACACAGAACAAAACACACACACCCACUGUUAUCCUGAAAUAUUAGGUCUUAAAAAUAUAUUUAUUCAAAUUCACACUGAAAAGAAAAGAAUAAAAGUACAAAGAUUAAAAUAAAAUAAAAAAGUUAUCAUAAGGUUUAUACAAAUAAUAAAACAAAACAAACAAAAAAAAUAGGAAAAAAGCAAACAAACUAACAACAAAUGUGCGGACUGUUAAAUAUAUAAAAUUAAGUGAAAAACAAAAACAAAAACUAAAAAACAAAAUACAAAAUAUACUAUAAAACGGAAACAAUAAAAAACGGAAUAAUUUAAGGCAUUUUUACGUAUUAAUUAAACAAAAAUAAAACAAAAACAAAAUCAGAAAACAUAAAUAUUAUUAGCUAUAUAUUCAUAUAUAUAUACAUAUAUAUAUGAUAUAUAUAUAUAUCUAUAAGCGUGUGAAUUGCGUGAAUGAAGUGAAGAGAAUUAAAAAGUAGACAAAAACAAAGUUUAUGCAACAUAAAAAUUAACAUCACUGUGAUAAUUAUUAUAAAUUUAUUAUUAAUUAAAACUAAGAAAAAAAAGAAACAUGAAGUAAAAAUUAAAAUAAAAUAAAAUUAAAAAAAAGAACAUUGAAACAAAUACGUGAUAUCUUAAAGGACUUCGAUACAUAUAUAUUAUAUAUAAAAAAACAUAACUCUUAGGUAAAUUAAAAGACUUUGCAAUCUUUAAAACAAAUAAUAGAAAUACAUAUAUAUUUAAUAAUAGUGGUUCUCAUCAAGAAAAUAAAUAUAAAAAUAAAAAUAAUUUAUAUUGAUAAGAUAUAACGAAAAUUUCUCAUUGUGACAUCAACAUUGCAACAACAUGAACAAUAGGUAUAUAGUUAUAAACACAAAAAUUACUACAUUCUAAAAAGUCAAAAAAUCAAAAAAAUAAGCAAAACCAACUGUAACUACAAACGAUUAAUAUAUAUAUAUAUGAAUUUAUUAAAUAUAAAAUUAAUCUCAAAUUAAGUAAAACAAGUUCUUACGUACCUUUCGACCUCCUUAAAUUUGUUCUACAUACAUAAUAUAAUUGUUUUCAUUUUCUAUGGCCUUGCUUGAAGAAGUUUAAAUUUAAAUUUAAAUUAAAAAAUUAAAAAUACAAAAUAAAAUAAAAGUAGUUUUUAACGAAAUAAAAUAAAAUAAUAUAAGAAGCGAUUAACUAACGAAUUUCGUGUUUAAAAGCAAUUAAGUAAUAAUACAAAUAUAAUAAAAAUACAAAUCAAGAGAGAGAGAGAGGCGGAGGCAGCAGGUAUACAGAGUAUUAUUCAUCUUUAAAAAUCCAGUUGUUCGCAAAUCAAAUCAGCCAGCGUUAAAAGGGUUCUUUCUAAUAUGAACACCCAAGCUAAGAACUAUAGAGCCCUAGAAGAAAUUUACGAGAAUUACGAUAAUGGUCCAAACGAUGAUGCUUUUUUUAUGAGCACCAUGAGAAAUCUUAAUAUGCCAACAAGUUUCCCACCAAUUGGAACUUUUACUCUUGACUCAACUUUGGGACCACCACCGCAAACCCAAAGUACAAUUGGGAUUUUCGACGCAAACGAAGAGCAAAAUACGAUUGGGGUAUUCUCGUCGAAUAGCGUUCUUUCGAAUGGUAUCAAUACAACUGGUAAUUCAUCUUCGUCAUCCUUUGGUGGGGCAAGCACCACGGGCAACAAUGAUUCUAGUCAAACGACUCGCGAGACGGGUAUCAUUGAGAAACUUUUGCACUCGUAUGGAUUCAUUCAGUGCUGUGAACGUCAGGCACGGCUAUUCUUUCAUUUUUCGCAAUUUAGCGGUAACAUCGAUCAUUUGAAAAUCGGUGAUCCCGUUGAGUUUGAAAUGACUUACGAUCGCCGUACUGGGAAGCCUAUAGCUAGCCAAGUUUCAAAGAUCGCUCCCGAAGUUGUCCUUUCGGAGGAGCGCGUUACUGGAACUGUAACAACUGAGCUGCGUACCGACUGCGUGAAUAACCUUUUGGCAUCGAACGAGACUACAGGUCGGAUAAGCUAUGAGAACCGUGGUGAAUGUUUCUUUCUACCCUAUACCAAAGACGAUGUUGAGGGCAAUGUCAAUCUUAGAGCUGGCGAUAAAGUCAGUUUUCAGAUUGCUACUAACCAAAGAGGAAAUUUAGGUGCUUGCCAUAUUCGUCUGGAGAACCCCGCGCAGCCAGUUAAGUAUCGUGGUGUUGUUUGCUCGAUGAAGGAAUCGUUUGGAUUCAUCGAAAGGGCUGAUGUUGUGAAGGAGAUAUUCUUUCACUUUUCUGAAGCUGAAGGCAAUGUUGAAUUACGCCCUGGAGAUGAUGUUGAAUUUACUAUUCAAACAAGAAACGGGCGAGAAUUCGCAUGCAAUAUAACUCGUUUGCCUCCUGGGUCUGUUAUUUUCGAAGAUGUUGAUUCAUCAAUUUACAAGGGACAAGUUUUGAAACCAUUGGACCGUAAUAACCCAGCUCGUCAAACUAGCGAUCCACUUCCUGGUCGUAUUCGUUUCCGUGCAGCUGAUUAUUCUGAAGAUGAGGUACCUUUCGGAGACAAGGACCAAAAAGGAGAUUUUACUUUGCGUCACGGCGAUUGGGUCCAGUUUUUGUUGGCAACUGAUAGGCGGGAUCAGUUGCAAAGGGCAACAUCUAUAUCCCUACUCGAUGAGACAUUUAAAGUUUCUGGCGAAAAACGUGAGCAAGGAAUUGUAUCAUCAUUGAAAGAUGGGUUUGGCUUUUUGCGUUGCGUUGAACGCAAUGUUCGUUUAUUCUUCCACUUUACAGAAGUUUUGGAUACUAGCCGUGAGAUCGCUCUGGGAGAUGAAGUGGAAUUUACUUGUGUUCAAGAACCCGGUAUUACUUAUAACAAUUCGCGUUUAAAUGCAAUUCGAAUCAAAUAUCUUCCACCAAAUACGGUUCAAUUUGAAACCUUAAUGGCAAGCAAUAUUGAAGGUUAUGUUACUCGUGAAGCACCUAAAAGCCCAGUUAAGUCACAAGAUCGAGUAGAAGGUGGUGUGAUAACAUACGACCACGGUGACAGCAAAAAGACUAUUAUGUAUUUUCUUAAAGACUGCGAAAAACCACCAAGAAUUGGCGAUAGAGUUCGCUUUGAUAUAUGUUUGGUAAAACGAAACAAAGAAUUCAUUGCUGUUAAUAUAACUCAACUACAACACAAUGCAACGAAUCAAAACAAUCAAUCUGACGAAGCAGUUGCAAAUGGAGGCAACCAAAAUGGAUUCAGUGCUCCUAAAAUUGAAGAUUUUAAAACUGAGAAUAAUAACCUUGCCGAACCGGGCCAUACUUAUCGAGGGUUUAUUGCCGUUAUAAAAGAGAAUUUUGGAUUCAUUGAGACUCUAUCUCACGACGAAGAGGUAUUUUUCCAUUUCAGCAACUAUGUUGGUAACCCGAAUUGGCUAGAAUUGGGCCAAGAAGUCGAAUACACGCUUUCGCCAAAUGGCAACACUUCAGCAUCGGGCAAUUGUUUGCCAGCGGAGAAUGUGCGCACCUUGCCUAAGGGCUCAAUCAAACAACCAUCAGUUUUGGAGCCCAUCUACAAUGGUGUUGUGGCUCGUCCAUUACGUUGCAUUAAUCCUGAUCAACAAGAGUAUGCGGGACUUGUUGAGAUCCUCAAUGACAAAGGGGUUACUGUGUCACAGCAUGAGUUCGGCAUAACUAGUUUAACGAAUCGCCGUGAUCUGCUGCAAAAGAACGAUUUGGUUACUUUUAAAAUUGAUGAGACAGGCCGCGCCGCCGAAAUAACUGCCGUUCGUCAAAAGAAACGUGCUACUGUCGACUCGAUUAAGGGUCAGUUUGGAUUUUUGAACUAUGAAAUUGAAGAAGGCAAAAAACUCUUUUUUCACAUGUCAGAAGUUCAAGGAAGCACAGCAGCUUUACAUCCUGGUGACAGUGUUGAGUUUUCAGUUGUAACAAAUCAGAGAAAUGGCAAAUCAUCAGCAUGCAAUGUUGUCAAAAUAAAUGACAGGCCAGAUAGACUUAUAUCCCGCUUGAAGCUUAAUAGCACCACUGAUGAUUCCUUGCCACGUCUCAUUGUAACUCGAGCUCCCAAAGGACCACAAGGCAAAGGAUUUUCUCCUCAGGCUCGUCUUUAUAGAAUCGCCGGAGCAUUAGUCGAGUAAAAACUCAAGACAACACAUACACUUUAAGUGAUGAAUAAAAUAACAGCAAUUUUUGGCGCCAUCUUCAUCAACAUGCCUGAUUACUGCUCGUCAACUGAAACAAAAUAAUUUACAAAUAAUAAUUAAGUAAAAAUACACAACAAAAUAAUUAUAAAACAAUAUACGAAAAAAAAAUUGAAUUAAAAAAAAAAAAAAGAAAAAAAGAAACAAAAAAUAAACAAAUUAUCAAAACAUUGCA
Eupeodes corollae is the source of this 5470-nucleotide messenger RNA. RefSeq names its product cold shock domain-containing protein E1 (gene Unr). The record is from RefSeq and is a predicted model, not a curated record. Bases 2476 to 5232 code for a protein of 918 amino acids. Gene Ontology annotation, molecular function: nucleic acid binding. NCBI's taxonomy places the organism in Eukaryota, Metazoa, Arthropoda, Insecta, Diptera, Syrphidae. The transcript has 13 exons.